CUGACUUAGGAAGCCCGGAGUGGAGCUGGUGCCCGCCCUGCAGCUCUCUCACUCCUCCUGAUGGACAGUGUGGGAACUGUCCUGCAGACUCCUGGAAACUGCUCAUUUCCGGGAACAGAAACUGAAAGCUGGCCUCACUGCCAUUGUGUCCCCUCCUGUGAGACCAGCGGGCAGCGCUCAGACACAGAUAUACCACAGCAGGGAGCCAGAGCCACGCAGGGGUCCAGGCCUGCAAGCAAAGCCCGGCUGGCAGCUCGGCCUGUCCUUGGCUGCUCUGCUUCCCUUCCUGAUGGUCGGCUUUUCCUAGGACCUCAGCCCUUCUCGCCUCAUGCCUCAUUUCUGAAUGUAUUUGGGUCUUUCCAGAAGGAAAGCCCUUUACUUGAAGGUUGUGACCUUCUCCCAGGAAGUGGAUGCCUUUCUGGAAAAGCCAGAGACACCCACUUACAUUCAGCUUUCUGAAGGGGCGCUGAUAACACUUUUCUAGUUGAGCUUGAAGAAGAUUAAAUGAGAGGAGGCACACAACGGACAGAGCCCAGACAAACGCACAGACACGAGACCUCCUUGCGGUUGUGUUAAGUAGGAGAGGGGCUAGAAGAAUUCCCUGAGGAACAACUUCCUCAGGUGUCUUCACAGGACCAGAGAGUCCUCAGCGCGGGAGCAGCGUGCCUGCAUGUCGCCUGUAGUGAAAACCCCCCCGCGAUCCCUGGGAGGUGGCCCCUCUGCUGGCCAACAUGGAAGAAGACCUGGUGUCCCAUCGCACGCCCCUGUCUGCCUCCUUCACAUCUGGAGUGUCCUAUCACAGAGGCGGAGGCGUCCCACUGGAGGUCAGCAGGGAUCUGGAGAAGGCCGUGAAGGAAGGGCAGCUGCUGGAAGUGGUCGCCAUAGCCAGGAAGGUGGUGGAGAUGGCAUCCAGGGCCACGGUGAGCCUUGCCGUGACGGGGGACUCCGGCAAUGGUAUGUCGUCCUUCGUCAACGCCCUGCGAGGGAUCGGACAUGAGGACGUGGCCUCGGCUCCCACCGGGGUGGUGAGGACCACCCUGACCCCGGCCAGGUACACCUCCCCCAGCUUCCCCGAGGUGUUCUUGUGGGACCUCCCGGGCAUGGGGGCUUCAGACCAGAGCCUCGAGCACUACCUGAGAGAGCUGCAGCACAGCCAGUACGACCUCUUCCUCCUCAUCGCGUCCGAGCAGUUCAGCCUGCACCAUGUGAGGCUGGCCAAGACCAUCCAGGGCAUGGGAAAGAGGUUCUACGUCAUCUGGACCAAGGUGGACAGGGACCUCAGCACGACCCCCCUCUCCCGGGGCCUCCUCCUGCGCAACAUCCAGGAGAAUAUCCUGGAGACUCUCCUGAAGGAAGGGGUGCACAAACCCCCCAUCUUCCUGGUAUCCAGCCUCGACCCCGAUUUGCAUGACUUCCCAGAUCUAAGGAAGGAGCUGAGGAUCGACAUCUUCAACAUCCGGUGCAGUGGGCCCUUGGAGGCCAUGUCCUGUGCGUGUAAGGAGACCAUUAACGAGAAAGUGGCCUCCCUGAAGACCAGAGUUCUGCAAAACUGUCCAGAGGACACCCUUGGCAGCUGUGGUGCCGAUGACCUGGAGCAUUAUCUGCGGGUCUACCGGGGGUGCUUUGGCAUAGACGACGACUCCCUCCUGCAGGUGGCCUGGAGCACCGGGAGGGUGGUGUCAGAGUACAGGACCCUCCUGAGGUCCCAGGAUCUGUGUGGUCUCCGCAGAGCAGACUGUAGACUGCGCCUGGCCACCUGCUCAGUGAUGAAGAUGCUGCUCCGCCUGCUCCGCUGGGUCCCGUGGCUCGGUCCCCGUGCUGUCCGCUGGUUUGCACAAGUGACACACAAGCGGAUGCUUCACUUGGUCGCCCAGGACACCAAGGGCAUCCUGAAGAAAAUCCUGGAGGACUCCACAUGUCCCGCCUGAACACAGCACGGGAGCAGAUGGCAACCUCCUUUGCCCUGUGGGAGUUAGCCCCCCAUCUUUUACCCACUGGAAGUCAAGAAAUGUAAAUGACUUUCUAUUCAUAAGGAAUAUAAGGCUAUGCAAAUUUUUGAAAGGAAUUUUUUUAAAAAUCGUUCGUUUUCAUAGUCUCAACUUUAAUGCCUUGUUCCUUUGAGGAAAACAGUUUUUAUUGAAAUCAACCGAGUUUCCUGAUUUCAGUAGUAAGAAAUUUUGCUUUCAGUGGUAGCUGCCAUGUGGCUGGUCACCAGCCUGUCGUUCCCCCUGUAAAUCACAGUAAAUUCUUCUCCCUUGAAA
Molecule: messenger RNA, 2261 nt
Organism: Cavia porcellus (domestic guinea pig)
Lineage: Eukaryota; Metazoa; Chordata; Mammalia; Rodentia; Caviidae
Product: immunity-related GTPase family M protein
Exons: 3
Coding region: 732-1928 (398 amino acids)
Biological process (GO): defense response; cellular response to interferon-beta
Cellular component (GO): endoplasmic reticulum membrane
Molecular function (GO): GTPase activity; GTP binding
Source: RefSeq, a predicted model, not a curated record